GGCGAACCUAAUGCGAGGGAAUUUUGAACUUCUCCAUGUUUGUAAGCAAUGUAUAGUUUCACAUCUGGGCCUCCUGUACAAUCUAUUCCUGCGUUUUUAACCAAACUUAAGUUACUAGUGGAUGACGAAGAAACAAACGACCUCAUAUAUUGGGACCCGGUAAGAUUCAGUUUGGUUAAUAACUUCGUUUAGCACGGAACCAGUUUUCACAUACGUGAUGGAAACCGCUUAGCCAAGGAAUUACUACCGCUUUAUUUCAAGCACAACAACUUAUCUAGUUUUAUAAGACAGCUAAAUAUGUAUGGAUUCAGAAAAAUCAAUCGCGUUGAUCCGUCUAUCCCUUUAAAACCCGACACCGAAGACAUGGAAUUCAGUCAUCCUUACUUCAUUCGCAAUAAGGAUAGUUUGUUAUCUAAAAUUCAUAGACGAACUUCAAACAUGUGUUCGCCAAUACUAGGGUCAAGGAAUCAGAAUUUUGGUGUAAAAGUACCAUUUGUUCCUGCUAAUUCGGGUCUAAACGGUUCCAUUAGUGCAUCUUCACCACAAAGACCAAUAACUGCCACAGACUUCCUAAGACUGGCAGAAACGGUAAGGCACUUGCGUUGCAACCAGGAAACUUUAAGUCAUCAAAUUAAUGUGUUAAAGUCGGAGAAUCAGCUUUUGUAUCGUGAACUUUCUGACUUGAGAGAACAUCAUGAUAAACAAUCUCAACUGGUUCAGACACUCAUAUCGUUCCUUUCAGCGUUUGCACAGGAAGGGAGGUCUGCAAGCGUGUUCAUCGAACAGACCCAACUCAAAGCACUUCCUUCUAUUACUCCAUCCGGUUCAAGAUUUCAAAACAAAGGGUUAAAGCUGGGUCUUCGAAAAGGUUUUCAACUUGACCGAAACUCUGUACAACCGCUUCAACUUGUCCAAACUAGCGAUUUGCUUAAAACACAUAAGCGUCCUAAAUUCGACUUACGAAAUUUGUCCUCGAAAAUAGCCAAUACAAGUUCCAGUGGAAAUAUUACUGACCAGAUUUCAGAUAUUGGAUCAGUUGUUCAUUUUCUCCCUUCAAAUCUUCAGCUUACUCCAGUGAGUAUCGAUAGUGAUGGUAAAUAUAAAUACUCUUUAACUGGUUCAGCAUCAAAAUGUGACAUAAAUACACAAAGUUUGGCUAACGAAAAUCCUGUGAAUGUUCAAGAUGCACCGAAGUAUUACCCGUCUAAGGUGGACGAUAGUUUCAUGUAUUCUACAAAUGAUGAGGAGUUUCCCGUAGGCCUUAACGCUGAGGAAGAUGGUGUCACAGAUGCGGAUAAUUCUAUUUUAGAGUUGAACUGGCCAUAUAGUAGGUCAAAUACGCCGUGCUCUCAAACCGAUUCUCAUGGUUUGAGUGACGUAAUAUCUUCAAAGUUAGAUGGUGUAACAGAUGAAAGUAUUUGUGACCUGUUUCUUAAUUGUGACUCUCAAAAUGAACAAGUGGUCAAUAACAAUCAGUCUUUCUCAGAACCUACGCAGAAGUUUAACCCCAGAUCUACUCUUCCAAAAUAUCAGAAGGAACCAAUAAGAAAACAGCAUAAAAUUCAGAAUACACCUCGUCGUAUCAUACCUUAUGCUGAAAGUGACUCUCAAUUCGCCUCAACAACUCUCCGGGACAUUGACAGCCUUCCGUGGGAGAAGUAUCAAGACAGUGGCUUCGACUUCAAUCUCGAUGAAUGUUCCGUUCCACUCGAAAAGAUUACGAGUUUAGAAGGUGAACAAAAUCAAACGGAAAAUCCAGACAGUUCUUCAAAUGGUCUUAUAAUUGGCAAUGAAAUUAUUCCAGUAGAACCGGUUACUUUAAACGCUUGUGAUGAUGUUAUCCAGUUCCUAAAGUCAGAAAUUCCUGACAAAAAGUUAGAAUCAAAUCAAUCACAUGGGUCAUCAAAAACUUUUGCAACAACUGAAGCUAAUUCGGCCACUCAAAAUGGUGCCCUUGAUUUAACAAGCAGUUCGUCCGUACUACCGGCUUGGAAAUCAAGACUUCCUGUUAACAAUCGGCUCACAAUAUCCGCCUCUCCUAAAGUUAAACGAAAACGAAUACCAGUUUUAAUUCACAGACGACAAGUUGCCCCUCUUUCAACUCCUGAUUUAUGUGAGGGAGAAUCGGAAUGAUGCACAAUCCAAAUUAGUACUUCCGAAUACUUAUACUGCAGGUAUUAUAACUUAUCAUUAUAUAUAUUAUGUUUACGAAGCUUUUAUGUUUACGCGCAAGGUAAGCUAGAUAAGUUUAUCAGCUGCAGUUCCGGUGCUGUCAAGUAACUUUUUCUCUGUGGAAAAAAUUUAUUCACCCAUGGAUACAAUUCCUUUGCCUUGAGUGACACUGAAUUUUUACAAAAGCAACUUCGACCUAUGCAUAUGUCUAAUGUUAUUUUUGUUUCUUGGAAUCUAUUCGUCUUCAUGUUUAUGUCCAUCGUCUCAAUUCCACCCUCUGAAUUCAUAUUUUGAACUGGUAACGAUAAUGAUAAUCUUACACACAUCGUAUCGCUUUUUUAUUAUGCAAAUCAAUUUUAUGUUCUUACUUUUCCAGUGCUCUUCAUUUCAUUGUAAUUUCUACACCCGGUUCAGUAGUUUCCCAAAGAAUUUCUUCACAACAAAGAUUUGCCAAAGAAAUAUAUCAUGAAUCGCUUCUACGAAUCGCCAUUUCUUCUCUACGUAAAGGUUUUCAUGUAACUUCUGUCAUUAACAGCAAGUCUCACAAUUGUGCCGGAUGAACAAAAGUUUAACGACCCUAUACAAUUGUUUUUUUCAAUAAACAAACAAGUUUUAAACAUUUCUCCAGUGUGUUUAUUGAUAAGUCUUAUCUGUUUAUACAGAUUUUAAGUAUAUCGAGUUUUGUAAAUUAUGAACGUGGUGUAUCAGAUUCUAUUAAACAAUAAUUAAUAUU
Molecule: messenger RNA, 2905 nt
Organism: Schistosoma turkestanicum
Lineage: Eukaryota; Metazoa; Platyhelminthes; Trematoda; Strigeidida; Schistosomatidae
Source: the annotation of a GenBank genome assembly